Molecule: messenger RNA, 8047 nt
Organism: Cryptotermes secundus
Lineage: Eukaryota; Metazoa; Arthropoda; Insecta; Blattodea; Kalotermitidae
Product: mucin-2-like
Exons: 9
Source: RefSeq, a predicted model, not a curated record
ACCACCGGGUCUCGAGGUUACGCCUUUUCUUCAGCAAACGGGCCAGUGUAUUGCUACAGUUUUUGUGAAUGAGUGUACCUGCGUGCCCGAGGAGCUUCACAGUAGGGUCUGAGGACCGCAGCCAGGGAUGAGGGCCCACCUGCUGCUCCACCUCAUCGUCCAGCUGGCAGCAGCCCAGCAGGUGUUGAGGGGUGACAGAGAGGCCGACCCAGCCGCCAUCAAUGCGCUCGAACCCCUGCAUCACCACCAUCACCAUCACACGCACAUCACGCGACUAGACGUGAAGUGCGACAGUAGCGGGAUGUCCGUCACACUGGACUUCGACGGACCGUUCAGCGGGGUCGUCUACAGUAAGGGGUACUUCGACAACCCCAAAUGCAGGUACGUCCAGCCCGGGGGCGCGAGGAACUCCUACACGUUCGUCAUCCCGCUUCGCGACUGCGGUACGGCUCCGUCUGGUGGUUUCGGCCGCACGGUCGAUAACAUCAUCGUCAUACAGACCGACGACACAGUUCAGGAAAUCUGGGACACAGCGAGGAAGAUAUCAUGCGCGACCACAGAUCGCAAGGAAAAGACUGUCAUCUUCCAGCCAUUCGUGGUGGACAUGCUGGAGGUGGUCACCGUGCCCGUGUCCACAGGAACCGUGGACUGCUGGAUGGACAUCCAGCGGGGGCAGUUUCCCAACACGGCGCCCAUCAGCGAGAUUAUCAAGAUAGGCGAGACGUUGACCAUCCUCGUGUACAUAAAGGACAACGAGAACCAGUACGACAUCCGCGUCCGGGACUGCUGGGCCUACGACGGGGAAGAUUACGAGUCCCAGGACACACACAAGCUGCAGCUCACCGACAACGAGGGUUGUCCAAAGAAACCAAAACUAAUUGGUUAUUGGAGGAGAAGUUCUGAAACCGGAACGUCCGGGGCAAGUAUCAUUGCGUACAACAACAUCACCGCCUUCAAGUUCCCAGACAAGAUGCAAGUCUACCUCACGUGCAACAUUGAGAUAUGCUACGGCGAAUGCGAGGGCAGAUGUGAGGGGGGGCCUGGAGCAGCGAUAACGUCCUCCACGACACCACCAGCAACAUCACCAACCCCGGUCUGCUACCCGGGUAGCAGAGACCCAAAAUGUGUAACAACCACCGUCUGUUACCCAGGCAGCAGGAAUCCUGCAUGCGGCCCUCAGACACAACCCCCGCAAACAGAAACUCCUAUUACACAACCGCCAAGAUGUUACCCUGGCUCUACAGAUCCUAGAUGUCCUAGGCCAACACCGCCACCGACUACAGAACCGCCCAGAUGUUACCCAGGAUCUACAGACCCUAGAUGUCCUAGACCAACAUCUCCACCCACUACAAAACCUCCCAGGUGUUACCCAGGAUCUAGAGAUCCUAGAUGUCCUACACAAACACCAACACCUCCACCGACUACACAACCUCCCAGAUGCUACCCCGGAUCUACAGAUCCUAGGUGUCCUAGGCCAACACCACAACCCACUACACAACCGCCCAGAUGUUAUCCAGGAUCUACAGAUCCUAAAUGUCCUAGGCCAACACCUCCACCCACUACACAACCGCCCAGAUGUUACCCAGGAUCUACGGAUCCAAGAUGUCCGCAAACCACGCCUAAACCACCCACACCACCGCUAUGUUAUCCCGGUUCAACAGACCCAAGAUGUCCGAAACCAACGCCGCCUACAACUACCAAGCCGCCCCCAACAUACUUGCCUCCAACUACACAACCGCCCAGGUGUUACCCAGGAUCUACAGAUCCAGGAUGUCCUAGACCAACGACGCCACCAACUACAGAAUCUCCAAGAUGUUACCAAGGAUCUACAGAUCCUCGAUGUCCUAGGCCAACACCUCCACCGACUACAGAACCUCCCAGGUGUUACCCAGGAUCUACAGAUUCAAGAUGUCCUAGGCCAACUCUGCCUCCAACAACACAACCGCCCAGGUGUUACCCAGGAUCUACAGAUCCUAGAUGUCCUAGGCCAACACCGCCACCGACUACAGAACCGCCCAGAUGUUACCCAGGAUCUACAGACCCUAGAUGUCCUAGACCAACAUCUCCACCCACUACAAAACCUCCCAGGUGUUACCCAGGAUCUAGAGAUCCUAGAUGUCCUACACAAACACCAACACCUCCACCGACUACACAACCUACAACUACAAAGCCGCCUCCAACAUACUUGCCUCCAACUACACAACCACCCAGAUGUUACCCAGGAUCUACAGAUCCUAGAUGUCCUAGGCCAACACCUCCACCCACUACACCACCGCAAAGGUGUUACCCAGGAUCUACAGAUCCUAGAUGUCCUAGGCCAACGCCGCCUCCAACUACACAACCACCCAGAUGUUACCCAGGAUCUACAGAUCCUAGAUGUCCUAGGCCAACACCUCCACCCACUACACCACCGCAAAGGUGUUACCCAGGAUCUACAGAUCCUAGAUGUCCUAGGCCAACGCCGCCUCCAACUACACAACCACCCAGAUGUUACCCAGGAUCUACAGAUCCUAGAUGUCCUAGGCCAACACCUCCACCCACUACACCACCGCAAAGGUGUUACCCAGGAUCUACAGAUCCUAGAUGUCCUAGGCCAACGCCGCCUCCAACUACACAACCACCCAGAUGUUACCCAGGAUCUACAGAUCCUAGAUGUCCUAGGCCAACACCUCCACCCACUACACCACCGCAAAGGUGUUACCCAGGAUCUACAGAUCCUAGAUGUCCUAGGCCAACGCCGCCUCCAACUACACAACCACCCAGAUGUUACCCAGGAUCUACAGAUCCUAGAUGUCCUAGGCCAACACCUCCACCCACUACACCACCGCAAAGGUGUUACCCAGGAUCUACAGAUCCUAGAUGUCCUAGGCCAACGCCGCCUCCAACUACACAACCACCCAGAUGUUACCCAGGAUCUACAGAUCCUAGAUGUCCUAGGCCAACACCUCCACCCACUACACCACCGCAAAGGUGUUACCCAGGAUCUACAGAUCCUAGAUGUCCUAGGCCAACGCCGCCUCCAACUACACAACCACCCAGAUGUUACCCAGGAUCUACAGAUCCUAGAUGUCCUAGGCCAACACCUCCACCCACUACACCACCGCAAAGGUGUUACCCAGGAUCUACAGAUCCUAGAUGUCCUAGGCCAACGCCGCCUCCAACUACACAACCACCCAGAUGUUACCCAGGGUCCACAGAUCCCAGAUGUCCUAGACCAACACCUCCAACUACACAACCUCCAAGAUGUUACCCAGGAUCUACAGAUCCCAGGUGCCCUAGGCCAACACCUCCACCCACUACAGAACCUCCCAGGUGUUACCCAGGUUCUACAGACACUAGAUGUCCUAGGCCAACGCCGCCUCCAACUACACAACCACCCAGAUGUUACCCAGGGUCAACAGAUCCCAGAUGUCCGCAAAGCACGCCUAAACCCCCCACACCACCGCUAUGUUAUCCAGGUUCAACAGACCCAAGAUGUCCGAAACCAACGCCGCCUAAAACUACCAAGCCGCCCCCAACAUCACAACCACCCAGGUGUUACCCAGGAUCUACAGAUCCUAGAUGUCCUAGACCAACGCCGCCAACUACACAACCGCCCAUAUGUUACCCAGGAUCUACAGAUCCUAGAUGUCCUAGGCCAACGCCGCCUCCAACUACACAACCGCCCAGAUGUUACCCAGGAUCUACAGAUCCUAGAUGCCCUAGGCCAACACCACCACCCACUACAGAACCUCCUAGGUGUUACCCAGGAUCUACAGAUCCCAGAUGUCCGCAAAGCACGCCUAAACCCCCCACACCACCGCUAUGUUAUCCAGGUUCAACAGACCCAAGAUGUCCGAAACCAACGCCGCCUAAAACUACCAAGCCGCCCCCAACAUCACAACCACCCAGGUGUUACCCAGGAUCUACAGAUCCUAGAUGUCCUAGACCAACGCCGCCUCCAACUACACAACCGCCCACAUGUUACCCAGGAUCUACAGAUCCUAGAUGUCCUAGGCCAACACCACCAUCCACUACAGAACCUCCCAGGUGUUACCCAGGAUCUCUAGAUCCUAGAUGUCCUAGGCCAACACCUCCACCCACUACACAACCACCCAGAUGUUACCCAGGGUCUACAGAUCCAAGAUGUCCGCAAACCACGCCUAAACCCCCCACACCACCGCUAUGUUAUCCCGGUUCAACAGACCCAAGAUGUCUGAAACCAACGGCGCCUUCAACUACCAAACCGCCCCCAACAUACUUGCCUCCAACUACACAACCGCCCAGGUGUUACCCAGGAUCUACAGAUCUAAGAUGUCCUAGACCAACGACGCCACCAACUACACAACCUCCAAGAUGUUACCCAGGAUCUACAGAUCCUCGAUGUCCUAGGCCAACACCUCCACCCACUACACAACCACCCAGAUGUUACCCAGGGUCCACAGAUCCCAGAUGUCCUAGGCCAACAACUCCACCCACUACACAACCGCCCAGGUGUUACCCAGGAUCUACAGAUCCCAGAUGUCCUAGGCCAACACCUCCACCCACUACACAACCGCCCAGAUGUUACCCAGGAUCUACAGAUCCCAGAUGUCCUAGGCCAACACCUCCACCCACUACACAACCGCCCAGAUGUUACCCAGGAUCUACAGAUCCCAGAUGUCCUAGGCCAACACCUCCACCCACUACACAACCGCCCAGAUGUUACCCAGGAUCUACAGAUCCCAGAUGUCCUAGGCCAACACCUCCACCCACUACACAACCGCCCAGAUGUUACCCAGGAUCUACAGAUCCCAGAUGUCCUAGGCCAACACCUCCACCCACUACACAACCGCCCAGAUGUUACCCAGGAUCUACAGAUCCCAGAUGUCCUAGGCCAACACCUCCACCCACUACACAACCGCCCAGAUGUUACCCAGGAUCUACAGAUCCCAGAUGUCCUAGGCCAACACCUCCACCCACUACACAACCGCCCAGAUGUUACCCAGGAUCUACAGAUCCCAGAUGUCCUAGGCCAACACCUCCACCCACUACACAACCGCCCAGAUGUUACCCAGGAUCUACAGAUCCCAGAUGUCCUAGGCCUACACUUCCACCCACUACACAACCGCCCAGAUGUUACCCAGGAUCUACAGAUCCCAGAUGUCCUAGGCCAACACCUCCACCCACUACACAACCGCCCAGAUGUUACCCAGGAUCUACAGAUCCCAGAUGUCCUAGGCCUACACCUCCACCCACUACACAACCGCCCAGAUGUUACCCAGGAUCUACAGAUCCCAGAUGUCCUAGGCCAACACCUCCACCCACUACACAACCGCCCAGGUGUUACCCAGGAUCUACAGAUCCCAGAUGUCCUAGGCCAACACCUCCACCCACUACACAACCGCCCAGAUGUUACCCAGGAUCUACAGAUCCCAGAUGUCCUAGGCCUACACCUCCACCCACUACACAACCGCCCAGAUGUUACCCAGGAUCUACAGAUCCCAGAUGUCCUAGGCCAACACCUCCACCCACUACACAACCGCCCAGGUGUUACCCAGGAUCUACAGAUCCCAGAUGUCCUAGGCCAAAGCCGCCAUCAACUACACAACCUCCCAGAUGUUACCCUGGAUCUGCAGAUGCCAGAUGUCCUAGGCCAACGCCGCCAACAUCUACAGAACCUCCAAGAUGUUACCCAGGAUCUACAGAUCCUAGAUGUCCUAGGCCAACACCUCCACCCACAACACAACCGCCCAGGUGUUACCCAGGGUCUACAGAUCCUAGAUGUCCUGAGGCAACACCACCAGCAUACCCAGAACAGCCGUCGUGCCUUCCUGGUUCUACUGAUCCCCGAUGCUCGUCUCUGCCACCAGCAACAUACCUGCCUCCCGUACUCACGAAACCACCGGGUUGUUUUCCAGGAAGCACGGAUCCUAGGUGUCCUAGACCAACGCCGCCACCGACUUCACAACCGCUCAAAUGUUACCCAGAGUCUACAGAUCCCAGAUGUCCUAGACCAACAUCGCCACCAACUACACAACCGCCCAGAUGUUACCCAGGGUCUACAGAUCCUAGAUGUCCAAGGCCAACACCUACACCCACUACACUACCGCCCAGAUGUUACCCAGGAUCUACGGAUCCCAGAUGUCCGCAAACCACGCCUAAACCACCCACACCCCCGCUAUGUUAUCCCGGUUCAACAGAUCCAAGAUGUCUGAAACCAACGGCGCCUUCAACUACCAAACCGCCCCCAACAUACUUGCCUCCAACUACACAACCGCCCAGGUGUUACCCAGGAUCAACAGAUCCAGGAUGUCCUAGACCAUCGUCGCCACCAACUACACAACCUCCCAGAUGUUACCCAGGAUCUCCAGAUCCUCGAUGUCCUAGGCCAACACCUCCACCCACUACAGAACCUCCCAGGUGUUACCCAGGAACUACAGAUCCUCGAUGUCCUAGGCCAACGUCGCCACCUACUACACAACCUCCCAGAUGUUACCCAGGAUCUCCAGAUCCUCGAUGUCCUAGGCCAACGUCGCCACCUACUACACAACCUCCCAGAUGUUACCCAGGAUCUCCAGAUCCUCGAUGUCCUAGGCCAACGUCGCCACCUACUACACAACCUCCCAGAUGUUACCCAGGAUCUCCAGAUCCUCGAUGUCCUAGGCCAACGUCGCCACCUACUACACAACCUCCCAGAUGUUACCCAGGAUCUCCAGAUCCUCGAUGUCCUAGGCCAACGUCGCCACCUACUACACAACCUCCCAGAUGUUACCCAGGAUCUCCAGAUCCUCGAUGUCCUAGGCCAACGUCGCCACCUACUACACAACCUCCCAGAUGUUACCCAGGAUCUCCAGAUCCUCGAUGUCCUAGGCCAACGUCGCCACCUACUACACAACCUCCCAGAUGUUACCCAGGAUCUCCAGAUCCUCGAUGUCCUAGGCCAACGUCGCCACCUACUACACAACCUCCCAGAUGUUACCCAGGAUCUCCAGAUCCUCGAUGUCCUAGGCCAACGUCGCCACCUACUACACAACCUCCCAGAUGUUACCCAGGAUCUCCAGAUCCUCGAUGUCCUAGGCCAACGUCGCCACCUACUACACAACCUCCCAGAUGUUACCCAGGAUCUCCAGAUCCUCGAUGUCCUAGGCCAACGUCGCCACCUACUACACAACCUCCCAGAUGUUACCCAGGAUCUCCAGAUCCUCGAUGUCCUAGGCCAACGUCGCCACCUACUACACAACCUCCCAGAUGUUACCCAGGAUCUCCAGAUCCUCGAUGUCCUAGGCCAACGUCGCCACCUACUACACAACCUCCCAGAUGUUACCCAGGAUCUCCAGAUCCUCGAUGUCCUAGGCCAACGUCGCCACCUACUACACAACCUCCCAGAUGUUACCCAGGAUCUCCAGAUCCUCGAUGUCCUAGGCCAACGUCGCCACCUACUACACAACCUCCCAGAUGUUACCCAGGAUCUCCAGAUCCUCGAUGUCCUAGGCCAACGUCGCCACCUACUACACAACCUCCCAGAUGUUACCCAGGAUCUCCAGAUCCUCGAUGUCCUAGGCCAACGUCGCCACCUACUACACAACCUCCCAGAUGUUACCCAGGAUCUCCAGAUCCUCGAUGUCCUAGGCCAACGUCGCCACCUACUACACAACCUCCCAGAUGUUACCCAGGAUCUCCAGAUCCUCGAUGUCCUAGGCCAACGUCGCCACCUACUACACAACCUCCCAGAUGUUACCCAGGAUCUCCAGAUCCUCGAUGUCCUAGGCCAACGUCGCCACCUACUACACAACCUCCCAGAUGUUACCCAGGAUCUCCAGAUCCUCGAUGUCCUAGGCCAACGUCGCCACCUACUACACAACCUCCCAGAUGUUACCCAGGAUCUCCAGAUCCUCGAUGUCCUAGGCCAACGUCGCCACCUACUACACAACCUCCCAGAUGUUACCCAGGAUCUCCAGAUCCUCGAUGUCCUAGGCCAACGUCGCCACCUACUACACAACCUCCCAGAUGUUACCCAGGAUCUCCAGAUCCUCGAUGUCCUAGGCCAACGUCGCCACCUACUACACAACCUCCCAGAUGUUACCCA